Molecule: messenger RNA, 891 nt
Organism: Sipha flava (yellow sugarcane aphid)
Lineage: Eukaryota; Metazoa; Arthropoda; Insecta; Hemiptera; Aphididae
Product: mitochondrial pyruvate carrier 2-like
Exons: 4
Coding region: 174-542 (122 amino acids)
Biological process (GO): pyruvate import into mitochondria
Cellular component (GO): mitochondrial inner membrane
Molecular function (GO): pyruvate transmembrane transporter activity
Source: RefSeq, a predicted model, not a curated record
GCAAUAUUUUGACCUUAUCAUUGAGAAAAUAUUUUUUUGAUGUUGACCUUGUUUCUAAGGUUACUUGAAGUUCAAUUAUUAUUUAAAUUUAAUUAGCGAUUAAAGUGAUGUUCUAACCAUCAAAUCUUGCUCUAAACAUUUGUAACACUUAAGUGAUUAACUUCCUCAUAACCAUGUCAUCAGCCGUUUACAAAGCAGUGAUUUCUGUAGCAGACAAAGUUGUACCAAAGGGCCUGAGACCACUCUGGGAACAUCCAGCAGGUCCUAAAACUAUUUUCUUCUGGGCACCUGCGUUUAAAUGGGGCUUAGUUAUUGCGGGCAUUGGUGAUAUUACCCGGCCAGCAGAAAAAGUGAGCAUAUCUCAAUGUUCAGCAUUAGCUGCUACUGGAAUUGUGUGGUCAAGAUAUUCACUAGUCAUCAUACCAAAAAACUGGAGUUUAUUUAGUGUUAAUGUUUUUGUGGGUGCUACAAAUACAUAUCACUUAGUGAGAGCUAUUUUGUAUCAACAGCAACAAAAAAAGGCAUUGGGAAGUAGCAACUAAAAUUCAGACAAACAGUGAUAUAAUUUUAAUUAUAAUAAUAUUAAAUAAUAUUGAAUAAAUAAAUUUGGUGCAUUCAAGUUGGGUCCUGGAUUUUUAUAGGUUCUAUACUAGUUGGGUCCAGAAUUAUAUUAGGUAUAAAUAUUUAAACCAACUAGUGUAAUACGUAAAAUAAUUUGAGACCAGACUAGUGUAGUAAUUUCAAAUUUGGAACCCAAUUCGGAUGCAGCCAAUAAAUUAAAUAAUAAAUUAAAAUAGUUUUUUAUGUGAUAAAUUGUUGAUUCUAAAUAAAGAACAAGAACUUGUUAAUUAUUUACUUUAUUUUCAUAGAAUACAAAAAUGGCAUUUUUUA